UAUAUCUACCUUAUAUGCUUUCAUCAUUCCCAUUAUAUUCUCAUUCCCCAAACAACAGAUUUCAGGGAGGAGAAAUAAUAAUGGGAGUAAUAACCACAAAGCCUCUCCCUUUCUUCUUCCUCACACUUUUAACCACCUGUCUCUUCCCCUUCACUGUAACCGUUCAUGGCGGAGACGACACUCAUCAUCGUAAUCAUCGAAUGCAGUCGAUUCGGGCCUCCAUCGUGCGCCGCGAUUCAUCUGCGACGGCGAGUCCGCGGGUGUACCACGUGACAUCAUACGGCGCGGACCCGAACGGCAAGGAAGACAGCACGGACGCGAUUCUGAAAGCAAUUACAGACGCCCUUCAAGGUCCGAGUGAUGGGUUCUUGUUUAACGGAAUAAAGAACCUCGGCGGCGCGCGGGUGGAUCUCGACGGCGGGACUUAUGUAGUCACCCGGCCGUUGCAGUUCCCGGUGGCCGGACGUGGUAAUCUCGUGAUUCACGGAGGAACAUUGAAGGCUUCGGAUGAUUUUCCGACGGACGGAUAUGUGAUCGACUUAUCAGCUCCGGCCGGCAACGGCAGCGGCUCAGAUUACAAUUUUGAGUACAUAACGCUAAGAGACCUGAUGGUGAAUUCCAAUUUCAGGGGAGGAGGGAUUCAAGUGGUGAACUCCCUAAGGGUCAAUAUCGACAAUUGCUACAUUACUCAUUUCUCCACUAAUGGGAUUUUAGUCCAAGGCGGUCACGAAGCCUACAUCAGAAACUCGUUCCUCGGCCAGCACAUUACCGCCGGCAACGACGCCGGAGAACGGAAUUUCUCCGGGACGGCAAUACAUUUGAACGGCAACGAUAACGCCGUGACCGACGUCGUUAUUUUCUCGGCCAACAUCGGAAUCAUGGUUUCCGGGCAAGCCAACAUAUUGACCGGGGUACAUUGUUACAAUAAGGCCACGGGUUUCGGCGGCACCGGAAUUUACCUAAAAGUCCCUGGGUUAACACAAACCAGGAUAGUGAAUUCCUACUUGGAUUACACCGGGAUAGUCGCCGAGGACCCCGUCCAGCUUCACAUCUCCGGCAGCUUUUUCCUCGGAGAUGCUUUCAUUCUCUUCAAAUCGGUCAACGGGGUGGUCAACGGAGUCAACGUCGUGGACAACAUGUUCAGCGGCGGGAAUAAGGGGGUGGAUAUUGUCCAGCUGGACGAAUCCGGUGGGGCCUUCAAGAAAAUCGACCAAGUAAUGGUCGAUAGAAACAACGUUAACGGAAUGAACCUUAAAUCGACGAUUGCAAGAGGGAGUGUCCAAGGAAAUGGGAGCUCCUGGACCGUUGAUCUCAACUCCGUUCUUCUCUUCCCGAACUUCAUCAAAUACGUGCAAUACACGUUUAGUCCGGCGACUGGGAAUUCUUUCGCCAAUCACGCCUUGAGAAAUGUGUCGAAUAACGAGGUAGUGGUCGUGUCGGAUGUGGAAAUUCCGGCCAGUGUCUUCGUCAUGGUUGACCAGGGAAAGUCGUAUUGAUUCUCAACAUAUAUAAAUUAUUGGCAUAGGUUUAGACUUCACCACCGACUUGCAGGAGAACUGUGAA
Messenger RNA from Ipomoea triloba (trilobed morning glory), 1563 nucleotides. RefSeq names its product polygalacturonase QRT3-like. Bases 15 to 1496 code for a protein of 493 amino acids. Gene Ontology annotation, molecular function: polygalacturonase activity. Lineage: Eukaryota; Viridiplantae; Streptophyta; Magnoliopsida; Solanales; Convolvulaceae. The transcript is spliced from 3 exons. The record is from RefSeq and is a predicted model, not a curated record.